Molecule: messenger RNA, 807 nt
Organism: Solanum stenotomum
Lineage: Eukaryota; Viridiplantae; Streptophyta; Magnoliopsida; Solanales; Solanaceae
Product: putative receptor-like protein kinase At3g47110
Exons: 3
Coding region: 191-481 (96 amino acids)
Biological process (GO): protein phosphorylation
Molecular function (GO): ATP binding; protein kinase activity
Source: RefSeq, a predicted model, not a curated record
GAAUACAUGCCUAAUGGGAGCUUAGAAAGUUGGCUGAUCCUCAACUAAUGAGGUGAGGAUUCUAGGUCUAGUUGAAAGACUAAGCAUUUCUAUUGAUGUGGCAUGUGCACUGGAAUAUCUGUAUCACCGUUGCCACAAUCCGAUUGUGUACUGUGAUCUGAAGCCGGACAACAUUCUUCUCGACAGCGACAUGACUGCCCAUGUAGCUUAUUUUGGAUUAACAAUGUUUUUCUCAGAAUCCAUGAGCAAAUAUAGUUCAAUUGGAUAUGCUGUACCAGAGUACAGCAUGGGAGGUAAGGCUUCCGCAUUUGGUGAUGUUUACAGCUAUGGGAUCCUUUUGCUUGAGAUGUUUACUGGAAAGAGACCUACUGACAGCAUGUUCAAAAAUGGACGGACUCUUCACAGUUUUGCUAAGACGGCUUUACUUGAUGAAAUAGUAGAUCCCAUGCUUCUACCUAGCAAUAGCAGAGAAAGACAAUAGGCCGAGGAAGAAGGAGUACUUAUCAAUCAAGAUGAUACUAGUAUAAAACAAGCGCAGGAAUGCUUAGUCUCGAUAAUACAGAUUGGAGUUGCAUGUUCAGCUGAAUCCCCGAGAGAAAGGAUGGAUAUCGGGGAUGUUGUCAAGGAACUUCAACUAAUUAGAGACAUUCUCCUUGCUUUUCAUGCAAUUCACAGCUCAACCAGCGGGAGCUUGAGGUUCGAAGGGUCUUCCAGUCGUUCUGUUACUAGUAACUGGCAAAAUUUCACAUCAUUUCGUCUGCCUUGAUAUUUUUGGUGAAAAACUCGAGAUGUCGAUGCAUACUUGUA